This is a messenger RNA of Fragaria vesca subsp. vesca, 1008 nucleotides long. RefSeq names its product RNA-binding protein pno1-like. Gene Ontology annotation, cellular component: nucleolus. Lineage: Eukaryota; Viridiplantae; Streptophyta; Magnoliopsida; Rosales; Rosaceae. Gene Ontology annotation, molecular function: RNA binding. Bases 130 to 804 code for a protein of 224 amino acids. The transcript is spliced from 2 exons. The record is from RefSeq and is a predicted model, not a curated record.
UUCGCGCAGCAACCCUACCCUGUGCCUCCUUCUCUCUGCCUCCUUUCGACUCGGAGGCUUUCUUCAAACUCUCUCAGUUUUCGAUCCCUCCGUCCCUUCUAUUCAGGGUCAAAGUCAGUGGAGCUGAAGAUGCAGUCCAAUGAAGCUCCUAGUUCCAUGGAAGUCAAAGCAGUUGCAAAUGGAGCCGGUUCAGCUUCGGGGACAUUGCCGCCAAAGCCAAGUUUUGAGCCUUUAAAGGCUCAUGAGAUGUCAGAUGGGCAAGUUCAGUUCAGGAAGGUCUCUGUUCCACCGCAUCGCUAUACGCCACUCAAGAAAGCAUGGAUGCAAAUAUAUACCCCAAUUUACGAGCAGAUGAAGAUAGACAUCCGUAUGAAUCUGAAAGGCCGCAAAGUGGAGUUGAAGACCAGACGUGACACACCUGACAUUAGUCACUUGCAGAAGUGUGCUGACUUUGUUCAGGCUUUCAUGCUGGGUUUUGAUAUCAUAGACGCCAUUGCCCUUCUGCGUUUGGACGAGCUUUAUGUGGAAUCCUUUGAGAUCAAGGACGUCAAAACACUCCGAGGUGAGCACUUGUCUCGUGCUAUAGGAAGGCUGUCUGGGAAAGGAGGUAGAACAAAAUUCGCGAUUGAGAAUGCUACAAAGACUAGGAUUGUGAUUGCAGACACCAAGAUCCACAUAUUGGGAUCUUUUGCAAACAUAAAGGUUGCUAGGGAUUCGCUUUGCAACCUCAUCUUAGGAUCCCCUGCUGCGAAAGUUUAUUCAAAACUAAGAGCAGUUACUGCUAGAUUGGCAGAACGGUUUUAGAGUGGGGAUGAGUAUGCAUCUGUGUUGUGCAUUUUUAUUGUCCAUUUAUAAUUUUGAGUAUUCUGAAUAUGAGUAUGGCUUGGCAACAGAAAGUACAAGUUCUAGGAGAUUUUUGUACCUUCAGGAGAAAUGACAUCUUGUAAGAUCUUCUUCCUGCUGGAAGCACUUUAUUAGAACUACAUAUUGUUUGUUAAAUUUGUUUUU